Brachypodium distachyon (stiff brome) is the source of this 1483-nucleotide messenger RNA. RefSeq names its product tobamovirus multiplication protein 3. The transcript is spliced from 11 exons. Lineage: Eukaryota; Viridiplantae; Streptophyta; Magnoliopsida; Poales; Poaceae. The record is from RefSeq and is a predicted model, not a curated record. Bases 227 to 1105 code for a protein of 292 amino acids.
CGAAGGCGGAGGAGAGGCUCGAACCUUCUUCUCCUUCCCCUGCCCUCCACGCAACGCGACGCGAGAGCGAAACCGAAGCCCAAAUCCAUUUCGAUUUCGAAUCCCCCUCGCGUCGCCUUCCUCCCCGCACGCGCCGUCGCGAUCCGCCCGCCCCUCCCCUCCCCCAAAUCUGCGGGCGGCGCCUCCAUCUGGCCUCGGCGCGACAGCGACAGGCGGGCGCGCGGGGAUGGGGCGGGUCUUUGCGGUGGACGCCGCGGCGGCGACGUCCGCAUCGGCGCUCAACGGCGCGGUGGACUGGUGGAAAGACGUGAACGCCUCACCGAUGUGGCAGGACCGCGUCUUCCACGCCCUCGCCGUGCUCUACGGCCUCGUCUCCGUCGUCGCUCUUGUCCAAUUGAUCAGAAUCGAGUGUAGGGUGCCCGAGUAUGGGUGGACGACGCAGAAGGUGUUCCAUUUCCUUAACUUUGUCGUGAACGGCGUGCGAUCCAUCGUGUUUGUGCUGCGGCGAAACAUGCAGCUCAUACAACCAGAGAUACUUCAACAUGUGAUUCUUGAUAUGCCUGGGCUUGCAUUCUUCACAACAUAUGCCCUGUUGGUGCUGUUCUGGGCUGAAAUUUACUAUCAGGCACGAGCAAUGUCGACUGAUGGGCUCAGGCCAACUUUCUAUUGGAUCAAUGGUGUGGUUUAUGCGAUUCAGAUAAGUCUUUGGUUGGUUUUGUGGUGGAAACCAGUUCGAGUUAUGGUCAUAUUGUCAAAGAUGUUCUUUGCAGGCGUAUCACUCUUUGCAGCUUUUGGGUUCCUUCUGUAUGGUGGGAGGUUAUUCCUCAUGUUGCAACGUUUCCCCGUAGAAUCAAAAGGAAGGCGCAAAAAAUUGCAGGAGGUUGGCUAUGUGACUACAAUCUGCUUUACUUGUUUCUUGAUCAGAUGUGUCAUGAUGUGCCUCAAUGCAUUUGAUAAAGCAGCUGAUCUUGAUGUCCUGAGCCAUCCAAUUCUGAAUUUCUUUUAUUACCUGAUGGUCGAGAUUGUACCUUCAGCUAUGGUUCUGUUUAUCCUAAGGAAACUGCCACCAAAACGUGGGAUCACACAGUACCAUCCUAUCCAUUAGAGCAGCCCUGGCUGGUACAGACAAAAUGUUUUUACAGAGUCUAUACAGCGUGGUAAAUACAGGAAAGGCAAUGUGAAAAUCGCCGCAGUUGCUUCGAAGCUUGCCCAGGUUUUGUACGAGGAAGCCUUUAGAAUGUCAGGUUACUAUUGCGUGUAAAAAAGAAGUGCAAUGUACUGUUUACAGGUUUAGAAAUUGUAACUUAAGUAUGCAGACAUUUGUUCUCAGUGCCCUGUAGCCUGUACGCGGUCACAGCAAUUGCGUUCACGUAUUUGUUUCAAUCCCCUUGAUUUCACCUCUGCGACAUGAAAAUUGUAUAUCAGGAGUGUGUGGAUGUUGUACGAGUUUGAAUCGAACCUGAGCCCUCGGUUGUUCCUUGAA